AUGCUGUGGGCCGUGCUGCUCUGCCUGGCUGCGGUCCCCCUGGCCAGCGCGAACAGCUGCCAGGGCUACGCCGCCAUCCCGGGCAUUCCGGGCAUACCAGGACAGCCAGGCUCCAAUGGCAAAGAUGGACUGGAUGGCCUGAAGGGACAGAAAGGUCCCCCAGGGCGGGUGGAGGAUGAAAUGGAGCUGGGGGAGAAAGGAGAGCCGGGGAGCCCCGGACACCCCGGGAAAGUCGGCCCCAAAGGCCCUGUCGGCUCCAAGGGCUCUCCGGGCCCCCCGGGUCCUCCUGGGCCAGUGGGUGAAUCUGGGGACUUCAAGACCACCCUCAAAUCUGCAUUCUCAGCUGCCAGGACCAUUAGCAUGCUGCCGCGCCGGGAGCAGCCCAUCCGCUUCGACCGCAUCAUCACCAACGAGAACGGGCACUACGAGAACAGGUACGGCCGGUUCACCUGCAAGAUCCCGGGGCUCUACUACUUCACCUACCAUGCCACCUCCAGGGGCAACUUGUGCAUCAACAUCAAGAAGGGCCCGGGCAUGAAGGGGGAGAAGGUGGUGACCUUCUGCGACUACGUGCACAACGUCUACCAGGUCACCACCGGGGGAGUGGUGCUGCGGAUGCAGGCAGAGGAGUCUGUGUGGCUGGAGCCCACUGAGAAGAAUUCCCUGGUGGGGAUCGAAGGGGCUGACAGCAUCUUCUCGGGCUUCCUGCUCUUCCCCGACGACUAG
Emys orbicularis (European pond turtle) is the source of this 726-nucleotide messenger RNA. RefSeq names its product complement C1q B chain (gene C1QB). Lineage: Eukaryota; Metazoa; Chordata; Testudines; Emydidae. The record is from RefSeq and is a predicted model, not a curated record. Bases 1 to 726 code for a protein of 241 amino acids. The transcript is spliced from 2 exons. Gene Ontology annotation, molecular function: protein binding.